Messenger RNA from Talpa occidentalis (Iberian mole), 2007 nucleotides. It is a transcript of the gene PGAP4, whose product is annotated as post-GPI attachment to proteins GalNAc transferase 4. NCBI's taxonomy places the organism in Eukaryota, Metazoa, Chordata, Mammalia, Eulipotyphla, Talpidae. Gene Ontology annotation, biological process: GPI anchor biosynthetic process. Gene Ontology annotation, cellular component: Golgi membrane. The transcript is spliced from 2 exons. The record is from RefSeq and is a predicted model, not a curated record. Bases 267 to 1478 code for a protein of 403 amino acids. Gene Ontology annotation, molecular function: glycosyltransferase activity.
GAGCUGGGGGACCCCGCCACGGAGCUGCGCCGUGGAAAGGGAUGAGGCUGCUCGCGCCCGAACCGCACCGGGCCCGCUUCUCCCGGGCUUCGGGGUCCUGCGGUGGCUCCCCCAGGAGGAUGAGGCGCCCAGCCUAGGCGACUCUGCAGGCGGCCCUCGGCGGGCGCAGGGCACGGACCUGGCAGCCCCCACCCGGUCUGACUCACACUGAUGUGCAUUCCAGGAUGCUUUGUUCUUGGGAUCAGACCUGACCAGAAGUUGACCUCAUGAGUACAUCAACCUCUCCAGCGGCCAUGCUGCUCCGGAGGCUGAGGCGGCUCUCCUGGGGCAGCACUGCCGUCCAGCUCUUUAUCUUAACAGUGGUGACGUUUGGCCUGCUGGCCCCUCUGGCCUGUCACCGUCUUCUGCACUCUUACUUCUACCUGCGCCAUUGGCAUCUGAACCAAAUGAGCCAGGAGUUCCUGCAGCAGAGCUUGAAAGAGGGUGAGGCUGCCCUCCACUACUUUGAGGAGCUGCCCUCUGCCAAUGGCUCGGUGCCCAUUGUCUGGCAGGCCACCCCCCGCCCCUGGCUGGUCAUCACCAUCAUCACUGUGGACAGGCAGCCUGGCUUCCACUACGUCUUGCAGGUGGUGUCCCAGUUCCACCGGCUCCUUCAGCAGUGCGGCCCCCAGUGCGAGGGGCACCAGCUCUUCCUGUGCAAUGUGGAGCGUAGUGUGAGCCAUUUUGAUGCCAAGCUGCUGUCCAAGUACGUCCCUGUGGCCAACCGCUACGAGGGCACUGAGGACGAUUAUGGCGACGACCCUUCCACCAACUCAUUUGAGAAAGAGAAGCAGGACUAUGUCUAUUGCCUGGAAUCCUCCCUGCAGACUUACAACCCGGACUAUGUUCUGAUGGUGGAAGACGAUGCCGUUCCAGAAGAGCAGAUCUUCCCAGUAUUGGAGCACCUUCUUCGGGCUCGCUUCUCUGAGCCACACCUCAAAGAUGCCCUGUAUUUAAAGCUCUAUCACCCCGAGCGGCUGCAGCACUACGUCAACCCCGAGCCCAUGCGGAUCCUGGAGUGGGUCGGUGUGGGCAUGUUGCUGGGGCCCUUGCUCACCUGGAUAUACAUGCGGUUUGCCAGCCGGCCAGGGUUCAGCUGGCCGGUCAUGCUCUUCUUCUCCCUCUACAGCAUGGGGCUGGUCGAACUGGUGGGCCGGCACUAUUUCCUGGAGCUGCGACGCCUGAGUCCCUCCUUGUACAGCGUGGUCCCCGCCUCCGAGUGCUGCACCCCGGCCAUGCUCUUCCCGGCCUCUGCAGCCCGCCGGACCCUCACCUACCUGUCCCAGGUGUACUGCCACAAGGGCUUUGGCAAGGACACGGCACUGUACUCACUGUUGAAGGCCAAGGGGGAACGGGCCUAUGUGGUGGAGCCCAACCUCGUGAAACACAUCGGCCUUUUCUCCAGCCUCCGGUACAACUUUCACCCCAGUCUGCUCUAGUGUGCUGAGAAAUGCCUUGGUGAAAUCGGCCACUUCGUGGAGAUUCCAGUGUCGAGUUCGUUUGUUUCGGACGUGGUUGCUGGCAGACAUCUGAGUGUCCAAGGUUCUAGGGGUGUGGGCACUGGGACAGCCGAGGCUCACUGAAGUCAAGAAGCCUGGCUUUGCUGGCCCUCUGGCCAGGGCAGCGGCCCCCUCCCCCCACACAGCCACACUGCCUCACGUGGUCAGCUCUACACAGCCAAGGGGCAUUUAAAUACCGGUUAUAUUCUCCAGUUGUUUCCAACUCUGCUUUGUGAUAGAGUUUGUGACUGUAAAAAUAUAUUGUGCGCAGUGAUACGACGGUUGUAGGGUUUUAAUUUGAUGAAAAUUGAGAUCUUUUUGAAUGAUUUCUGUCUCGCUGGGCAUGACAGUGGAUAUAUGUUUAGAGUAUAUGUCCAAGAUGGCAAGACCCUGUUGAUAGAUUCCAUUUGUUUCCUUGACCUGGUGUAAUAAAAGCUGAUAAAAGCCGUGCAAUGCCUGGCAUCUUGGA